This is a messenger RNA of Ostrinia nubilalis (European corn borer), 2504 nucleotides long. Its product is annotated as protein SCAI. The record is from RefSeq and is a predicted model, not a curated record. Bases 250 to 1992 code for a protein of 580 amino acids. The transcript has 9 exons. Gene Ontology annotation, molecular function: transcription corepressor activity. NCBI's taxonomy places the organism in Eukaryota, Metazoa, Arthropoda, Insecta, Lepidoptera, Crambidae. Gene Ontology annotation, cellular component: nucleus. Gene Ontology annotation, biological process: DNA-templated transcription.
UUUCAGGUAUAUUCAGAAUCCAAUAAAGAAUCAAUUUCUUUUGCCCCGCGUUUGGUAGUUAUUCGACAGCUUGCGGGUGAUAAAGACAAAACAUAUUACGUAGAAGAACAAACUCCAAUUAAUAGUCACAGUUUUAUAGGAAACAAAGAAACUCAAGUUAAUUACAACCCAACAGAAUUCGUAACAAACAUCUACGAACAAUAUCAUUAUUACAAACAAGAAAACAGUCGUCUAUUUACAACUGCUAAUAUGAACCCUCUUGAAGAUAACGAAAGGAAAAUUAUAAUUGAAUUUUGUCAUCUUCUUGAGAAGUCCAAGCAGUUGUUUAAUGGACUUCGAGAGUUACCGCAAUAUGGACACAAGCAGUGGUCUUUGUAUUUUGGACGCACUUUUGACAUAUACACCCGCCUAUGGAAGUAUCAACAAACUCAUCGCACUAUCUUGGAUACUAAAUACGGAAUGAAGCGAUGGCAAAUAGGCGAAAUUGCUUCAAAAAUUGGCCAACUUUACUACCAUUUCUAUUUAAGAACUAGUGAAACUGCUUACUUGAACGAAGCUUUUUCAUUCUAUUACGCUAUUAGAGGAAGAUGCUACUACACAAAAGCAAAUAAGGAAGAUAAAUGCGAGUUGAUGGUGAAGAAGCUCAGAUACUAUGCUAGAUUCAUAGUAGUCUGCCUUUUAUUAAAUAAAAUGAAACUAGUUAAGGAGCUAAUUAAAGAGCUCGAAAGACAGAUCAUUGAGUAUGGGAAUACUUAUGACCCAGAUGACCAGGUGGAAUGGACUGUGGUCGUCGAUGAGGUCAAAGCCUUCAUUCACGCAGAGCCUAUUGUAUCGGUUGUCAACACCGAUAACCAAACGAUGAUUCUAUCACACAGAUUAUCACCUAUGGUGACGCCUCCAGUGGAAAGAUCACCGCAGAUGAACCUUUCUCUCCAAGAGAUACUGAUAGUGGGCAGCAGUUCUCAGCAAGUGAAGUUCUCGGAGCUGACGAUGGACAUGUUCCGGAUGCUGCAGACCUUGGAGAGAGAGCCGUCUGGCGACAUUCAGCACAUCUUCGACGAGUCUCCACGGCAGAGAUUUAUGUCGACGCCCAGCGCUCCUUGCCAAGAAGGAGUGGAACCCGGGCAGAAGGCCUCCAACCCGCACAAGUACCUGCUCUUCAAGCCUUCGCCCUGCCAGAUGCUGGUCUACCUAUCCAGUGCCUGCAACGAUCUGCCUCCCAACGGCGCCUUGCUGCUCUACAUAUCUGCUGACGGCUUCGUCACGCAGAACAACAAGCAUACCGACGAGGGGACGUGGGGUUACGACUUAGGUGGUCUGAUCACGACCUCCAAGAACGACAUCUUCAGAGAAUGCAGCAAGGACCCCAAGGCGUCUACCUCCACCAAGUUCAAGGAGCUCCAGUGCUUCUACCCUGGAGACCUAUACCCGUACACCAGGCGGCCGCUCUUCGUCGUCGUCGACUCCGACAACUCCUACGCCUUCCAGAACAUGCCAAGGCACUUCGGCCAGCCCCUGGUAAUACUGAUGUCACCACUGGACCUGCCGCCUUCCUUCCACGACCCUCGGAGGCAAGGCAGUCUCUUCACUCUCUUCCUGCACUCACCACUGGAAGGUCUCUGCUACUGCUGCGACCUGAGCAGCGUCACCGUAGCUCUCUGGGAUAGAGCCCAGAUGCUUCUGGACACCUUCAUGGCAGAAGCUUCUAGCAUACUCGUCAGGAGUAGAAUCGACCCAACAUUCCUCUCGUUCAUUGGCGAUGACUUCUUGCGCCUGCUACUCCUACGAUUCGUGUUCUGCGAAGCCGUGCUGCGCAUGCACCGGCUGUUCCGAGGCCGGACCCAUCGGCCUCGGUGCUCUCCUCCCAUGCCCGAAGAUCUGUUUGACCAUCCAACACUAGUCCAUAUUAUCUUGGACAUCGCUAACGUAUUACAGAUCCGAAAUCACAUUCAGGAUCCGUCAGCGACGACCGCUGUAGCUGGUCCCAAUUAAAACUCUUCCUCUAAAUGCCGUCGGUGUCAAAUGUCAAAUGUCAUGACGAAGGCACAAAGUGGAACAUUUAGUGUCAAAUGCCGUCAGUGUCAAAUGCCAAAUGUCCUGACGAAGGCACAAAGUGGAACAUUUAGUGACAAAUGCCGUCAGUGUCAAAUGCCAAAUGUCCUGACGAAGGCACAAAGUGGAACAUUUAGUGACAAAUGCCGUCAGUGUCAAAUGCCAAAUGUCCUGACGAAGGCACAAAGUGGAACAUUUAGUGACAAAUGCCGUCAGUGUCAAAUGCCAAAUGACCUGACGAAGAGAAAGUGGUAGUGAAGCAAUUAGUGUCCAAACAAAUUGCGCGAAAACAAAAACUAAAAUUCUUCUAUAAACCAAAAACAUUAAAUACACCAAAACACAAUUAAAUACAUAAAAACACUAAAAAUAUUAUAUUGCGGAAAACUGUGUACUUUUCAAGAAGUGACAAAAACACUUACUAAUAUUUGUUUUGUUUUAUAGGUUAAAAAAGU